AUGCCCGGCUCGAGAAGAUGCUACAAGUCGCGUUGUACCCGGAAAACGACAGAAUGGUACUGCGACCGCCAUCGGUGCCGAGAAACCUCAUGCCAACAGAUGAGGACUCGACAUGGGGGAUUCUGCGUCAACCACACUCGCUGCCUUAAGACCGACUGCCAAACGCCACGCUACUACCCCGACGACGAAUCCUAUCCCUUCUGCGAAGAGCACUACUGGACAUGCAAGAAGUUGGAUUGCUACAAGAUUAUAUAUGAUAUGGUAGAUGGAUCGUCCUACUGCGAAGACCACACAUGCAAAGCCGAGGGCUGUUCGGAGCUGCGGCCUUCCGGACGUGAGGCCACUGGCCUCUGUCCCAACCAUCGUUGUCACGUUUCCGGCUGUGCCGAGCUCGGAGCGGAUUGCCCGAAAGGCAUCUCUUAUUGUCAUGUCCAUGGCUGUAGCCGGCAUGGGUGCAUCAAUAUUUCCAUGGUGGCUCAGAACGCUGGGUACACGUCCCCCUUUUGUCGAGACCACUACUGCCGCACAGCAGGAUGUAAGGAGCCAAACGACAAUGGUCUCAAGUACUGUACCACCCACCGUUGCGAGAUGGAUGGCUGCUCGAGGGCUUCGUCUUGGACCCAGGGCGGGGGCGAGGGCCCUCCCUACUUCAAGGACCACUGCUGCUAUGCCCCAGGGUGCAUGUACUCUCGGGAAAACGCCCGUUCAUAUUGUAGUUCGCACGCAAUCUGUGGAAAGACGAAAUGCCUCAACCUCAAGAACCCCAACACGGAUCGAUUCUGCAGUGCUCACGCCAACUCUUGCAUCAGGCCAGAGUGCCGGAGCGAGAGACAUGAAUAUGGCUACUGGGAGGAUUACAUUAGCAGAUAUCACACAUUCUGGCCGGAUGAGUGGUCGAGCAGAUGGGUUGUCACUGCGGACUGUGAGUAUUGCCGCAAGCACAUUUACCAGGCUGAUAACUGCACCGAAGGCCCGCAGAGUGAUAAGGGCCGGGCUUACUGUGCAAGUCAUCAGCGAUGCAGCAAGAAAGACUGCCAGGGUAGCUGCUCAGUGACGGAACGGUUCUGCCAACUGCAUGUGGCCACAUGCUACCUGGCAGAGUGUCCCUAUGCCCUGUCAGAAGACGCCCCUGUCUAUUGCCGUCUGCAUACUUGUCAAGCCAAUGCUUGCGUUAAGCCCAAAGAGUCCAAGACUGGCGUAUAUUGUGCGAACCACCGUGUCUGCAAGCUUCAAGGAUGCGAAGCGGUCUGCUGGAGACCUGUCAAAGCUUGUGAUGAGCACCGUUGCCGCGCCCAGGACUGUCUUGACGCGGUGUGCGGUAUUGAGUCAGACUACUGCAAAUCACAUGUAUGCCUCACGGAGGCAUGUUACGAUGCCCGACACAGCGUUUUCGACGCCAGUGUCACGCACUCCUAUUGUGCUAAUCAUCGUCCACGUCCGGCACUUCCAAUUCGCCAAUCUGCUGGCCAAAGAGGCAAGCAUCGCAGCCACAACCAAAAUCAUGAUGCAUAUCCCGGAAUGGUCAAUGCUACGCAACCACAGGCAGUCACUCAAUCUAGCAGCGACGUCUUACCUCCUGACACAUCUAACCACGAUCAUUCUCAGUCCGCAGGUAAUUACUCCUUAUCCCCUGACAUGUCCAACCAAGAAUAUUCGCAAUCCGCAGAAGCUCCCUGCACUUAUGGAUAUGACAACUGUCCACCUAGCUACACUUGGGAAGGGCAGAAUAGUGCACACGACACCGUGCCAAGGAGUGAGGAAUGCAAUCUUCAACAGACUGCCAUAUGCUUUCGGUUUUUUAAUAUUACUAUUUAUACUUGUAUAUUUUCACUACGACCUUAUGACGCGUCUCGUUUUGACGACUUUCCGCCUUCCAUCAGUACAGAGAACGAUGAUUCGACUCUGGUGUUGAAGGGACUGGUUGUUGAUCCAGUUCAGAAAGUCGGCGAGAAAGCGCCAGAUUGGAAGGGCCAAGACAGCAGCAAGUGGCCAGACUCAUUAAUUCGGCUCGACACAUCUGAAAGGCUUCAAAAUCCUUUAAGCACUUGGGCCGCUUGA
Messenger RNA from Fusarium vanettenii 77-13-4, 2058 nucleotides. RefSeq lists its product as uncharacterized. Lineage: Eukaryota; Fungi; Ascomycota; Sordariomycetes; Hypocreales; Nectriaceae. The record is from RefSeq and is a predicted model, not a curated record. The coding region runs from base 1 to 2058 and encodes 685 amino acids. The transcript has 5 exons.